Glycine soja is the source of this 3491-nucleotide messenger RNA. Its product is annotated as leucine-rich repeat receptor-like serine/threonine-protein kinase BAM1. Gene Ontology annotation, biological process: hormone-mediated signaling pathway; protein phosphorylation. The coding region runs from base 152 to 3178 and encodes 1008 amino acids. Gene Ontology annotation, cellular component: plasma membrane. The record is from RefSeq and is a predicted model, not a curated record. Gene Ontology annotation, molecular function: protein kinase activity; ATP binding; protein binding. Lineage: Eukaryota; Viridiplantae; Streptophyta; Magnoliopsida; Fabales; Fabaceae. The transcript has 2 exons.
GAGAGCUUUUUUCUGGAAUUACUAUAUGUUAUUAUAAUAUAUAUUUUUGAAUUGUUGUGUUUUCUGAGUCCUUUCACUCACUCAGGGUCAGUGCUCAGUAGCAGACACUCAAAUAUAGAGUUUGAUUUCCAUUUCCAUUCUCAGACAGAAAAUGCGAGUCCUCGUCUUGUUCUUCCUUUUCCUCCACUCCCUCCAAGCAGCGCGCAUCUCAGAGUACCGCGCGCUGCUCUCUUUCAAAGCCUCCUCCUUAACCGACGACCCCACCCAUGCUCUCUCCUCCUGGAACUCCUCCACUCCCUUCUGCUCCUGGUUCGGCCUCACGUGCGACUCUCGCCGCCACGUGACCAGCCUCAACUUAACCUCGUUAUCUCUCUCCGGCACUUUAUCCGAUGACCUCUCCCACCUUCCGUUCCUCUCGCACCUCUCCCUCGCCGACAAUAAGUUCUCCGGCCCCAUCCCCGCCUCUUUCUCCGCCCUCUCCGCCCUCCGCUUCCUCAACCUCUCCAACAACGUUUUCAACGCCACCUUCCCUUCCCAGCUCAAUCGCCUCGCCAACCUUGAGGUUCUCGACCUCUACAACAACAACAUGACCGGAGAACUUCCUCUCUCCGUCGCUGCCAUGCCCCUCCUCCGCCACCUUCACCUCGGCGGCAACUUCUUCUCCGGCCAGAUCCCUCCCGAGUACGGCACCUGGCAGCACCUCCAGUACCUCGCCCUCUCCGGCAACGAGCUCGCCGGCACCAUCGCGCCCGAGCUCGGAAACCUCUCCUCCCUCCGCGAGCUCUACAUCGGCUACUACAACACCUACUCCGGCGGCAUCCCGCCCGAGAUUGGAAACCUGUCCAACCUCGUCCGGUUAGACGCCGCCUACUGCGGCCUCUCCGGCGAGAUUCCGGCGGAGCUCGGGAAGCUCCAGAAUCUGGACACGCUGUUUCUUCAGGUGAAUGCGCUCUCCGGCUCGCUCACCCCCGAGCUGGGGAGCCUCAAGAGCCUCAAGUCCAUGGACCUCUCCAACAACAUGCUCUCCGGCGAGGUUCCGGCGAGUUUUGCGGAGCUGAAGAAUCUUACUCUGUUGAACCUGUUCCGGAACAAGCUCCACGGCGCGAUUCCUGAGUUUGUUGGAGAGUUACCGGCCUUGGAGGUGUUGCAGCUUUGGGAGAACAACUUCACUGGGAGCAUUCCUCAGAAUUUGGGGAAUAAUGGAAGACUCACUCUCGUUGAUCUUUCUUCGAACAAGAUAACAGGGACGCUUCCUCCUAAUAUGUGUUACGGGAACCGUCUUCAGACUCUGAUAACUCUCGGGAACUAUCUGUUCGGUCCCAUUCCUGAUUCGCUUGGGAAAUGCAAGUCUCUGAAUAGGAUUCGAAUGGGAGAGAACUUUCUGAACGGUUCUAUUCCGAAGGGUCUAUUUGGGCUUCCGAAGCUUACCCAGGUUGAGCUUCAAGAUAAUCUUCUCACGGGGCAGUUUCCGGAAGAUGGUUCCAUUGCCACUGAUCUUGGUCAGAUUAGUCUCUCUAAUAACCAGCUCUCUGGGUCGUUGCCAUCUACCAUUGGCAACUUCACUAGCAUGCAGAAGCUUCUUCUUAAUGGUAACGAGUUUACGGGGCGAAUUCCUCCUCAGAUUGGGAUGUUGCAACAACUUUCUAAGAUUGAUUUUAGCCAUAACAAGUUCUCGGGUCCCAUUGCUCCUGAGAUAAGUAAGUGCAAGCUUUUGACCUUCAUUGAUCUCAGCGGUAAUGAGCUCUCUGGUGAGAUUCCAAACAAGAUUACUUCCAUGCGGAUUUUGAAUUAUCUCAACCUUUCAAGAAACCAUCUUGAUGGGUCCAUUCCAGGCAACAUUGCCUCUAUGCAGAGUCUAACUUCUGUUGAUUUUUCAUACAACAAUUUCUCUGGUUUGGUUCCCGGCACUGGGCAAUUCGGCUACUUUAACUACACUUCUUUCUUAGGGAACCCUGAACUCUGUGGCCCUUAUUUGGGUCCUUGUAAGGAUGGUGUUGCCAAUGGCCCUCGACAACCUCAUGUUAAAGGUCCAUUCUCUUCUUCUCUGAAGCUUUUGUUGGUUAUUGGGUUGCUUGUGUGCUCCAUACUAUUCGCAGUUGCGGCAAUAUUCAAAGCCCGGGCUUUGAAGAAGGCCAGUGAAGCUAGAGCAUGGAAAUUAACCGCAUUCCAGCGUUUGGACUUCACUGUUGAUGAUGUUUUGGAUUGCUUGAAGGAGGACAACAUAAUAGGGAAAGGGGGUGCUGGCAUUGUGUACAAAGGGGCAAUGCCGAACGGGGGUAACGUUGCUGUGAAGAGGUUACCAGCUAUGAGCAGAGGAUCAUCCCAUGAUCAUGGUUUCAAUGCUGAGAUUCAGACAUUGGGGAGGAUUCGACACAGACACAUUGUUAGACUGCUGGGUUUCUGUUCAAACCAUGAGACAAAUCUCUUGGUGUAUGAGUACAUGCCUAAUGGAAGUUUAGGUGAGGUUCUUCAUGGCAAGAAAGGGGGCCACUUGCAUUGGGACACUAGGUAUAAGAUUGCUGUGGAGGCUGCUAAGGGUCUUUGCUAUCUACACCAUGACUGCUCACCACUCAUCGUCCAUAGAGAUGUUAAAUCCAACAACAUCCUUCUUGAUUCCAAUUUUGAAGCACAUGUUGCUGAUUUUGGGCUCGCUAAGUUCCUGCAAGAUUCUGGAGCAUCUGAAUGCAUGUCUGCUAUUGCUGGUUCUUAUGGAUACAUAGCUCCAGAGUAUGCCUACACUUUGAAAGUCGAUGAGAAAAGCGAUGUGUACAGCUUUGGAGUGGUUCUUUUGGAGCUUGUAACAGGCAGGAAACCAGUUGGCGAGUUUGGUGAUGGUGUGGACAUUGUGCAAUGGGUUAGAAAAAUGACAGACUCAAACAAGGAAGGUGUUCUAAAAGUUCUUGAUUCCAGACUUCCCUCAGUUCCACUUCAUGAGGUGAUGCAUGUUUUCUAUGUAGCCAUGCUAUGUGUUGAGGAACAGGCAGUGGAACGGCCUACAAUGCGCGAAGUUGUUCAAAUUCUGACCGAGCUUCCAAAGCCACCAAGCUCAAAACAUGCAAUCACAGAAUCCUCUUUGUCGUCAUCAAACAGUUUAGGGUCUCCAACCACGGCAUCAAAGGAACCUAAAGAUAAUCAACAUCCUCCUCAGUCGCCACCACCCGAUCUACUUAGUAUUUGAAGUGCUCAGUUGAGGAGAGGGGUGUGUUUGAUAUUUGUUUCCUUUGGGUUGUGAUAGCUUAUCUUAUCUACUUGCUUUCUUCAGUUUUUUUCAUUUGGGGUGGGGUUUUCUUUUAAGGUGUUAAUGUUUGAAUGUUUAUUCUCUCUCUUUAUUGGUUUUGUAAUUUGUACAGUAGGAUUGGUGGUGGGAGUAUUUUUCUUAUAUAAAGUCUGUCUUCAUCAUGUAGCACUUGUUUUAUGGUACGUACAGCGCUGUUGCUGUUCUGAUCCUGCACCAGGGAACAGUGUAAACAUCGUGAGAAAGUUUUUUUUUU